Messenger RNA from Aplosporella prunicola CBS 121167, 1000 nucleotides. RefSeq lists its product as uncharacterized. The record is from RefSeq and is a predicted model, not a curated record. The coding region runs from base 374 to 607 and encodes 77 amino acids. The transcript has a single exon. Lineage: Eukaryota; Fungi; Ascomycota; Dothideomycetes; Botryosphaeriales; Aplosporellaceae.
UGGGCAGCGCGCUGUGGGCGGGGAAGGGCAGCGACGGGGCGAGGCGGGGCGUGCUAUGGUGUGGUGCGGUGCGUUUGGUUGGUGCCUACCUAGGUACUUACUUGCUUAGUUCACUGGUGGUUGGCUGGCUGGCUUGCUGCGAGGUGGAGGCUGGUGGGUGUGUUAGGCUGCCUUUCGCUUUCUUCUCUUCUUCUCGUUCUCUUUUCCUCGCUUUGGCAUUUGGUCCGUCCUGUUCUGGUUCUGUGGUGGCGAGGAUGGCGUGUUUCUUUGUGAGAGCGGACAGACAGACAGUGGUGGCUGGCCGACUGACUGACUGUAGUCUAGACCUCCGGCUCGUUCGCUCACUCACUCUCCUAAUCCGUCUGUCUGGUACAUGCCAUCCUUACCCUCUUUCCUUUUACUUUUUUACUUUUUUACUUUUCUCUUUCCUUUCUUUUCUACUCUCCUCUUCCCGUCCCCAAUCCCACACCAGACAUACAAUAACAACAACGAGAACAAGAACAAGAAAAAGAACAAGAAGCCAAAAAAAGAGCCAGGAAAAUCUGAAAACCCCCCUCUCUCCCCUCACUCUUACCCAAGCCACACAAGCCCCCCUAGCCCGGCUUAGUCUAUUCCAUCCACCGCCAGCAAAGUCACUGCCUUAGUAUUCUGAAUACCACUGUUUCAUCUCAUCCCCAUAAAAAAGCAACAGAACCGAAAUACAAGACAACAAGACAACAAACCCAACCCUCUCAACCCAUCCCACCCUCCACAGAUCCAUACAUACAUAUGCACCAGCAAAGUGAUUAGUAGUUCCCAAGUCCCAAAAACACUAUCCCCACCCAGCACUACACUACACUACACUACCUCACUAAACGCGCACACACACACGCACACACACAAACACAAAAGCAAACAAACAACCGCACCCCUUCCCAGCCCAAUCCUCGCAUAACACCGCAAAAUACAAAAUACACGCGUGCAGAAAGCGGGAAAGGCGUACCUAGAAGGCAGAGCCGGG